This is a messenger RNA of Doryrhamphus excisus (bluestripe pipefish), 5297 nucleotides long. RefSeq names its product leucyl-tRNA synthetase 2, mitochondrial (gene lars2). Gene Ontology annotation, molecular function: ATP binding; aminoacyl-tRNA deacylase activity; leucine-tRNA ligase activity. The record is from RefSeq and is a predicted model, not a curated record. Gene Ontology annotation, cellular component: mitochondrion. Lineage: Eukaryota; Metazoa; Chordata; Actinopteri; Syngnathiformes; Syngnathidae. Gene Ontology annotation, biological process: mitochondrial translation; leucyl-tRNA aminoacylation.
UACAUUCAAAACAAGAUGGCGGCGCUCAUGGUACAGCCGUGCUCUUUGAAAACCGGUCAUUCACAGCUAAAUUAAACGCUGCAAACCUUAUUUGCAGUAUGGAAUUUUUACGGUGACACAGCCAGCGAUGUGGAUAUAAAACAAACAAGCGAAUCAUGCAAGUGUGGAUAAGACGCCUGGUGGUGCAUCGUCAGGGUGUCGCCCGGUGUUCUCGCCCAAACAGGACCGCUCUCCCGAAGUCGGUCCCCGUCCAGCUGUCCCGCACCUUGUUCAGCGAGAGCGGCGUGUGGGAGAAAGACUACCGUACGGAGACCCGACGCAGAGUGGAGGAAUGGUGGCACCCGCGGAUCAUGGCGCAGUGGCGCAAGGGCACACUUGAGGACAGUCAGACCGGGAAAAAGUUCUAUGUUCUCUCCAUGUUCCCGUACCCAUCCGGACGAUUGCACAUGGGCCACGUGCGGGUUUACACCAUCAGUGAUGUCAUCGGCCACUUUCAGAGAAUGAGAGGCUAUCAGGUGUUAAAUCCAAUGGGCUGGGAUGCUUUCGGGCUUCCGGCAGAGAAUGCAGCCAUCGAGAGAGGCCUAAAUCCAGAAGAUUGGACUAAAAGGAACAUCCAGUCCAUGCGGGAGCAGCUGGACAGCCUCGGUCUUUGCUUUAACUGGGAUCGGGAGGUGACCACUUGCCUUCCUGACUACUACAAGUGGACACAGUAUCUCUUUAUUAAGCUCUUCAAAGCGGGACUGGCAUAUCAGAAAGAGGCUGUGGUGAACUGGGACCCCGUCGAUCAGACCGUGCUGGCUGACGAACAGGUGGAUGAAAACGGCCGCUCCUGGAGGUCCGGCGCGGCGGUGGAGCAGAAAAUGCUCACGCAGUGGUUCAUCAAGACCACCAACUACGGGAAGCCUCUCCUGGAUGCCUUGUCUGACCUUCCAGAAUGGUACGGGGUCAAAGCCAUGCAGGCAAACUGGAUUGGAGAAUGCACGGGUUGCUAUUUUGAUUUCAAACUCAAGGUGAGUGGCGAGGAGACGGGCGAGAUUUUGUCGGCUUACAGCGCCUCUCCAGAGGCGGUGUUUGGUGCAGCCUACCUGGCCAUCCUGUCCUCUCACAGACUCCUGCACGGGAGCAGCUCAGUCCGCUUUGAGCUGGAGAAGACCUUCCAGCCAGGAAUAGACUCCCUGACUGAGGUCACCGCUGUCAACCUGCUCACCGGCCUUGAGGUUCCCCUGGUUAUAUCUCACAAAGAGGCAUUUGAUGGCUAUCUAGACACUGUUGUUGGUACUCCAGACUGCAGUGACGAGCAUCUAUCUGUAGCCGAGUCCUUAAAUUUAAGGUGGACCAGUGUCCUGAAAAGCCAUGAAGACGGGACUCAAACUCUGAUUAACUCUGAUCAGUUCUCAGGACUCACCAGGCAGCAGGCAUUUGACUACAUUACCCAGAAGGCCAGAGAGCUGAAGGUGGGCGGACACCUGACAAGUCCGAAACUCAGGGAUUGGCUGAUAUCGAGGCAGCGUUACUGGGGUACUCCCAUUCCUGUGGUGCAUUGUGGGUCCUGUGGUCCAGUUGCUGUGCCCGAGGAGGACUUACCAGUGACGCUACCGGAGAUCCAGUCUUUCACAGGAAAGGGGGCGUCACCUUUGGCGGCGGCCCACGACUGGGUCAAUUGCACGUGUCCGAGAUGCAACGGCCCAGCAAAAAGGGAGACUGACACCAUGGACACGUUUGUGGACUCAGCCUGGUAUUACUUUAGAUACGUCGACCCACAUAACACAAUAAGGCCUUUUGAGCGUCACCUAGCAGAUGAGUGGCUACCCGUGGACGUCUACAUUGGAGGCAAAGAGCACGCCGUCAUGCAUUUGUACUACGCUCGCUUCCUCUGUCACUUCUGCAAGGACCAGGGACUUGUGGCUCACAGGGAGCCCUUUCGGAAGUUACUCGUGCAGGGUCUGAUCAAAGGUCAGACUUUCCGACAAGCAGACAGUGGCCAGUACUUAAAAAGAGAGGAGAUUGACUUCACAGGAAAAGAGCCAGUGGCGUUGGGAGGAGGUCAGGUGGAGGUGAUAUGGGAGAAGAUGAGCAAGUCUAAACACAACGGUCUGGACCCCCAAGAAGUGGUACAGCAGUACGGCGUGGACACUGUUCGACUCUACAUCCUCUACGCCGCACCGCCUGAACAGGACAUCCUCUGGAAUCUUAAAAAGGACGCUCUUCCUGGAGUCUUGCGCUGGCAGUCCAGGCUGUGGCAGCUCGUGACAAAACUACGAGAAGCUCGUCAGCUCUGUGACGUUCCAUGUCCCUCCUUGCUGACGAAGAAGGAGCUGGAGGAGUCCAAAAAGAUCUGGCGGAACAAAAACUAUGCUAUUCAAGAGGUUACAUCUCACUUCACGGAAGACUUCCUGUUCAAUGCAGCCAUUUCUCGUCUCAUGGGCCUUACCAAUACAUUGAGCUGUGCAUCAGUCAGCGUGAUGCAGCACAGUGCGGAGUUUGAGGAUGCUCUGGCCACGCUGGUUCUGAUGACGGCUCCCAUGGCACCCCACUUGGCCUCUGAACUUUGGGCAGGUCUUUGCAAGGUGAACAACCCCAUCAGCAGCACUCUCCAGCGGGGCGGAGACGUCCUGUCACAGUCCUGGCCCGCUGCGGAUCCCGAGUACCUGGAGUCCCCUGACUUUGUAGAGAUUUCCGUACUGAUUAACAACAAAGCCUGCGGGAGGGUGACGGUGCCUUUGCAGGUGUCUAAAGACUCGGAGAAGGUGGAGAAGCUGGUCAUGGAGAGCCCACUCGGACAGAAGGUCCUCAGAGAGGCGAGCGUCAAGAGAGUCAUCCUCUCGCCACGGACUACCCUCAUUAAUUUCCUUCUUGGGGAGUGACCUUUGACCUUUCAGCACUAUUUGGGUGACUGUUUGCUAGUGUGGCUAUUGUAUAUCUACAGCUGUAGUAUCAAUAUGCCAACAUCCGAUAUCCAUACUUUUUACAAAUUUGACUAUUUAAGUUAAUGCGAGUCUUGCUUAAGGCUCAAAUCAUGGGUCCGAAGAUAUACUAAGCGAUUAUGUCUAUGACAAAGAGACUGUAUGAAUGACAGAAGGGCUCACUCCGUUCAUGCCGUUUUUCUAUGCAAAAGAUGCACCAAAACAAUGCACAGAGUGAACUCUCUCCCUGCCUGUUUGGAGGCAAGGAAACCAGACAUGCAUGUAAAUGGCAAUUCAUUGAAGCCGGCAACAUUUGUAAAAAAAAAAAAUUAUGUGGGGACAGCACGGUGGAUGAGUGGUUAGCACGCAGACCUCACAGCUAGGAGACCUGGGUUCAGCUACAACAAAAAAAGUCAAACAAAAAGUAUCAAACAAUCAUGCUUCUUGACCAUAUCAAGGUUUUUUUUAUGGGUACCAGUGAUGACUAUAACAGGAAAAGUGUGAUGAUAACCAUAGAACCAGAAAUGGAAAUUACUGUAACAGAGCACAAACAAUUUUAAAAGAACAGAUUUAACUUUUUUGUCAUAAUUACAAUAAAAUGUUAAUAAAAUAGUGCUGCACGGCGCUCGAGUGGUUAGCGCGAAGACCCGAGUUCAGUUCCACUCUCGGCCAUUUAUGUGUGGAGUUUGCAUGUUCUCCCCGUGCAUGCGUGGGUUUUCUCCGGGUACUCCGGUUUCCUCCCACAUUCCAAAAACAUGCUAGGUUAAUUAGCGACUCCAAAUUGUCCAUAGGUAUGAAUGUGAGUGUGAAUGGUUGUUUGACUAUAUGUCUCUGUGAUUGGCUGCAUGGCCACCAGUCCAGGGUGUACCCCGCCUCUCGUCUGAAAAGAGCUGGGAUAGGCUCCAGCACCCCUGCGACCUUAGGUGAGGAUAAGCGGUAGAAAAUGAAUGAAUGAAUGUUGGCAGCUCGAAUGGUUAGCACACAGGCCACACAGCUCGGAGACCGGAGUUCGAUUCCCCCCCUUGGGCAUCUCUGUGUGGAGUUUGCAUGUUCUCCCUGUGCAUGUGUGGGUUUUCUCCGGGUACUCCGGUUUCCUCCCACAUUCCAAAAAACAUGCUAGGUUAAUUAGCGACUCCAAAUUGUCCAUAGGUAUGAAUGUGAGUGUGAAUGGUUGUUUGUCUAUAUGUGCCCUGUGAUUGGCUGCAUGGCCACCAGUCCAGGGUAUACCCCUGCCUUUCGCCCGAAGACAGCUGGGAUAGGCUCCAGCACCCCUUCGACCCUCGGUAGAAAAUGAAUGAAUGAAUGAAAAAUUGUGUGAUUAAUUAAUCAAUUUAUUAUCAUCCCAGGUCUACUGCCCAUGAGACAGUUCAUCACGUUUAAAUCUCGCGAGAUCUUGUGACACCCUUAGUAAUAACGUAAUAAUCAUGUUUUACUUAACAAGCAAACAAGUCAACAUCAUGUAUCAUUAGUAAGGUAAAUGUAUCAUUAGUAAGUAUUAUGCUAAUUUUAAUGUAUAGUGAUAACUAAAAGGCCCCUGAAGUUACAUUUUCCGUUAAAGUGAGUUUCUAUUUGAUGAAUGGGUGGGUAUGUUUUAGCUUGAAGUGAUAGAAGAAGGUUGCAAAAGACCGUAGGACAUUGUGUUCCAUAUGGAAAUAUGUUCCUACUAAAUAAAGGCAGUGCAGUUGUUGAUGAGAAUGCUCUACAUCAGUUUUUUUUUUUUUUUUUCCAAAGUAUGAGGUGGGUCUCCCCCUGGGAUUUUAGAGGCGAUACAACAGCUUGAGUAAAGUAAAGAACGACAUUUUGCCUAACUUAAGUUAUGUUUAAAGGCAAGACGAAUUGAUUUGGAGUUUCUACAGCGAGAAAGUAAACAGUCUGGAGGGAGGAGAAAACUCUUGCAAAAUAUGCUCCAGAGUACUUCAACGGUCUUGUAUUCUCUGGAGGAGAGGCUCGCUAUGACACACUUGGAACAUUCCUACGAUAUAGACGUUACCGGGAUGGAAAUUAUGUCUUUUGACAUGUGGCUGUUGAAAAAUAUAACACAAUAACAAAUUUGCGCUGCCCCUUUAAGUGCCCUUAAAACUUCUGCUUGCUGGUUUGUAUAAAUUGCACCAUCCAGAAUAUGGGGGGGCUGUGAUUGACCCCCUUUUUGAGGUAAUAUUAGACUUUUAACAUUGUACACUAUGGGUUGGACUCUGUGUAAAAAGCUAAAGUGUGUGUAUAUGUGUGUGAGUGACAGGACAAAAAGCUCAGACUUGCUUGAGAGGAAGUCAUCAACUCUCAUGAUGCUGACUACACAAUACCCUCCAGAAGUACCGGAACCUUGACGACAAAUCAGAACUUGGAGGAUAGGACCUUUUGUUUGAACCCACCAUAUUUUUCAGGGGUUUGUGUAAA